This is a messenger RNA of Mus musculus (house mouse), 4965 nucleotides long. RefSeq names its product DIS3 like exosome 3'-5' exoribonuclease (gene Dis3l). The transcript has 18 exons. Lineage: Eukaryota; Metazoa; Chordata; Mammalia; Rodentia; Muridae. The coding region runs from base 2172 to 4931 and encodes 919 amino acids. Gene Ontology annotation, molecular function: enzyme binding; RNA binding; exoribonuclease II activity. Gene Ontology annotation, cellular component: cytoplasm; cytosol; cytoplasmic exosome (RNase complex). The record is from RefSeq and is a predicted model, not a curated record. Gene Ontology annotation, biological process: gene expression; RNA catabolic process; RNA processing.
CCUGCCACAUCCUACCUUCACACCCGAGGAUUCUUCGGGUGAAGUUUAUCUACACUUUUCCCGCCCGGGGACAACUAAGGCACAGAGAGGAAUAAAAGGCGCGAGUAGGACUGGGCCCGGAGGAUUCUCAGCCCUGGCUAGGUCGCUCCCGGUAGCGGUAGCGGGAACGUGAACGCUGCUGCCUGCCCGACCAGGCCCGAGGGGCGGGCCUCAGGCCUCGGUCUCGCCUGAGCCUGCCGCCUGCCGCCCGCCGCCCGCCGCUUCCCGGCCACAGUGCCGGGCGACGCCGCCAGCAUGCUGCAGAAGCGGGAGAAGGUGCUGCUGCUGAGGACCUUCCAGGGUCGGACGCUGCGGAUCGUGCGUGAACACUACCUGCGGCCCAGCGUGCCUUGCAACAGCCCGCUGUGCCCGCAGCCUGCCGCCUGCCGCAACGAUGGGAAGCUCCUGGCUGCCGAAGUCACUCAUUACGUGAUCCCAGACUGGAAAGUUGUCCAGGAUUACCUCGAGGUUCUGGAGUUCCCGGAGUUGAAGGGAGUUAUUUUCAUGCAAACGGCCUGUCAAGCUGUGCAGCACCAGAGAGGCCGGAGGGUGGCUCAGCAUGUAAAGGGCUUCGCACCAAGCCUGAGGACCUAAGUUCAAGCCUCGCUCAGUAUCCACACGGUAGAAGGAGAAAGCCAACUCCCUCAAAUUGUCCUCUGACCUCCACCCGUAGGUGCCCUGUGCCAUGCCCAUCCUCCUCCAAGAAGAUAAGUAUAAUAAAAAUUGCUUUAAAUAGCAUGGUGCAUGCAAAUAAUCUUUACUCGGCAUCUUGUAGGCUCUAAACCAUCUCUAGGUUACUCAAACACCUAGCCCAGCCCAAGUGCUCUGUAAGCUAUUGUCAUACUGCAUUGUGUGAGAAACAGACAGGCAAAAGCAUCCAUUCUUCGUACAGUCAGAUCUGUUAUUUCUAGAUGUUUUCUAUCUCAAUGCAGUGCCCUCAGGUAUAGAACAUGAGCGCACAGGGGACUGGCUCCCAGGCAAUGUGAUGGAUGGUGUUAUUUUAAUGAAAUGAAAUGAUCAGAGUUGCAUUUAACAACAGAGAGAUGUAACCUGUAGUCCUGUUGUGUGGUUUUAUAUUUUGAUCUCAGGAAUACCAAUGCAGAGAACGCCUGUUCUCAUACAUAAGCCGGAGAGAACAGCUGAAUGAUGGAAGUCUUUGAUUGUUGAGGAUAAGCACACACCUGUCACCAGCAGUCCUCACUCGAUGACUCUGCGAGGUUCUCCACACCAUCAUGCAUUCAGAUGUGCAUAGGCUCAUCCAGAUGUUUAUCCAGAGAGUGCUAGGACUGCGAACACAGCAGGAAACAAUAGAUCCAGUCCUGGGAGAGGACAGACAAGCUCAGGGAAUCUACCAACAGAUGUAGAGCCAGGCCUGUAGCAGGUGUUCUGAAGUACCAGGACAUGGCUUAGCAGAGCCCCAGCAGAGGGUCGGUGAGUGAAUAAGGGGGGCUCAGCUGAGUGAGCUGCCUAUAAUGAGCACUUGAGGAGGAGGAGGCCAGGCAAGGGAAAAAGCUUUCUAGGAAAGGAGACUUCUGGCCAAGCAUCCACGAGGAAGAGAUGUGGUCCACUCUAAGAACUGAAAGACACUAGGUCAGAGGGAAGGCCUCGUGGGCUUUGGGGAGGUCGAGGAAGGAUUUUGUGCAGGAUAGCAUGGUAUCAGGUGCUUGUUUUAAGAGUCCUGGAGAAAGGAAGGAGGCGGCUGUGGCUGUGGUACGACGGGGUGUUGCAUUAGCCUCUUUUGAAUUACUGUAACACAACACUUGAGGAAGGUCACCUUUCCCCUUUGUAUAAAGCCACCAGCAUUCAAUCCUGGGACUCUACUUAAUGAUGUUGAAUCCUAACCCUUCCCAGAAUCAACACCUUUGUGCGCAGGAUCUGAUUGACUUUCCACACUGAAUAUCUCACAAAGGGAUGGAAUUUCAGUGCAGUAGAGAACACAUUCAAACCAUCUCCAAAACUAUAGUGAGGAUGCUGGCAGCUUAGACGUGGAUGGAAGUGGGUGUUCCCAAGACCUGUUCAGUAGACAGUAUAACAAACUGCGAAACCUCCUGAAGGAUGCUCGCCAUGACUGCGUUCUCUUUGCUAACGAGUUCCAGCAGCACUGUUACCUCCCCCGGGAAAAGGGGGAAGCCAUGGAGAAGUGGCAGACCAGGAGCAUAUACAACUCAGCGGUUUGGUACUAUCACCACUGUGAGGACAGGAUGCCCAUCGUUAUGGUGACAGAAGAUGAAGAGGCCAUUCAGAAGUAUGGAAGUGAAACAGAAGGCGUAUUUGUCAUUUCUUUCAAGAAUUACCUGGACAACUUCUGGCCAGAUUUGAAGGCUGCCCACGAUCUCUGUGACUCCAUCCUUCAGUCUCGCCGGGAAAGGGAGACUGAGAGUCAGGAAACCCAUGGGAAAGAGUACCCAGAACAUCUUCCCCUAGAAGUACUGGAAGCGGGCAUCAAAUCUGGACGCUACAUCCAGGGAAUUCUGAAUGUCAACAAGCACAGAGCUCAGAUUGAAGCUUUCGUUCGCCUACACGGAGCCAGCAGUAAGGACUCAGGCUUGGUCAGCGACAUCCUCAUCCAUGGCUCGAAGGCUCGGAACCGCUCCAUCCAUGGAGACGUCGUGGUGGUGGAGAUGCUCCCCAAAAGUGAGUGGAAAGGGAGAACAGCCGCCCUGGGUGAGAACGACAGUGAUGACAAGGCCUCGGGCGAGUCCCCGAGUGAGCCCAUGCCCACAGGUCGAGUGGUAGGCAUCCUUCAGAAGAACUGGCGAGAUUAUGUGGUGACAUUUCCAUCCAAAGAAGAGGUCCAGUCUCAGGGCAAAAAUGCUCAGAAGAUCCUGGUUACGCCGUGGGAUUACAGAAUCCCUAAGAUCCGCAUCAGCACCCAGCAAGCAGAAGCCCUCCAGGAUUUCAGGGUGGUUGUGCGCAUUGACUCCUGGGAGGCAACAUCAGUGUAUCCAAAUGGACAUUUUGUGCGUGUCUUAGGGAGAAUCGGUGAUCUGGAAGGGGAGAUUGCAACCAUCCUGGUAGAGAACAGUAUCUCUGUGGUCCCCUUCUCAGAAGCCCAGAUGUGUGAGAUGCCAGUGAACACACCAGAAAACCCUUGGAAAGUGAGUCCCAAAGAAGAGCAAGAGCGGAAGGACCUGAGGACCACCCACCUCGUGUUCAGCAUCGACCCCAAAGGUUGUGAAGAUGUGGAUGACACACUCUCAGUCAGAACCUUGAAUAACGGCAACCUGGAGCUGGGGGUCCACAUCGCUGACGUCACACACUUUGUGGCCCCUAACUCUUACAUCGAUGUUGAAGCUAGAACGAGGGCCACCACUUACUACCUAGCGGACCGUCGCUAUGACAUGCUGCCUUCCAUCCUCAGCGCAGACCUCUGCUCCCUCCUGGGAGGCGUUGACCGGUAUGCUGUGUCAGUCAUGUGGGAAUUAGAUAAAACCUCUUAUGAAAUUAAGAAGGUGUGGUACGGCAGAACCAUUAUCCGAUCAGCUUACAAACUGUUCUACGAGGCGGCCCAGGAACUACUGGACGGAAACUUCAGCAUUGUUGAUGAUAUUCCAGAACUUAAAGCCUUGGACAAGCAGAGCCAACAGGCCAAACUAGAGGAGUUAGUGUGGGCAAUUGGAAAGUUGACAGACAUAGCUCGCCACAUCCGAGCAAAGAGAGACCGCUGUGGAGCCUUGGAGCUGGAAGGGGUAGAGGUUCGAGUCCAGCUGGAUGACAAGAAGAACAUCCGUGACCUCAUCCCCAAGCAGCCCCUGGAGGUUCACGAGACGGUGGCUGAGUGCAUGAUCCUAGCCAACCACUGGGUGGCCAAGAAGAUCUGGGAGAGCUUCCCCCACCAGGCUCUGCUGCGCCAGCACCCUCCACCACACCAGGAGUUUUUCUCAGAGCUCCGGGAAUGUGCUAAAGCAAAAGGCUUCUUCAUAGACACACGGUCCAAUAAAACCCUGGCUGACUCUCUGGAUAGUGCAAAUGACCCCAAGGACCCCCUGGUAAACAAGCUGCUGCGCUCCAUGGCCACCCAGGCCAUGUCCAACGCGCUCUACUUCUCUACGGGAUCCUGCGCAGAGGAGGAGUUCCAUCAUUACGGGCUGGCCUUAGAUAAAUACACCCACUUUACCUCUCCAAUAAGAAGAUACUCAGAUAUUGUAGUACAUCGGCUAUUAAUGGCAGCCAUUUCAAAAGACAAGAAAAUGGAGAUUAAAGAAAAUUUGUUCAGCAACAAAAAUCUUGAGGAAUUAUGCAGACACAUUAACAACAGAAACCGAGCGGCACAGCGGUCUCAGAAGCAGUCCACCGAGCUCUUCCAGUGCAUGUACUUUAAAGACCGAGAUGCAGAAACUGAGGAGCGCUGCAUAGCUGAUGGAGUUAUUUAUUCCAUUAGAACAAAUGGUGUACUUGUAUUUAUACCAAGGUUUGGGAUUAAAGGUGCUGCUUAUCUGAAGAAUAAAGAUAGCUUAGUGAUCUCCUGUGGCCCAGAGGGCAGCUCUGAAUGGAAGCCAGGAUCCCUACAAAGAUCUCAAAACAAGAUCAUCUCUACCACAGCUGGAGGGCAGUCUGUUACAUUUCAUCUAUUUGACCAUGUGACGGUAAGAAUUUCUGUCCAGGCCUCGCGCUGCCACUCUGAUACAAUCAGGCUUGAAAUAGUAAGCAACAAGCCAUACAUGAUCCCAAACACAGAACUCUGUCACCAGAGCUCCCUGCUGAAGAGUGAGUUAGUGAAGGAAGUAACCCGAUCUGUGGAGGAAGCGCAGCUUGCACAAGAAGUCAAAGGCAAGGUGAUUCAGGAAGAGCAUCAAGAAUACUGCCAGACAAAGGGAAGAAGUCUGUACACACUUCUGGAGGAGAUAAGGGACCUAGCUCUUCUGGAUGUCUCUGACAGUUGUGCAAUGUGAAAUACUUCCAUGUCAUUAAAGACCUUUGUCUUAA